AUGUAUCUAUCAGAUGCUUAUCAAGCAUUUGAUAAAUGGGAUGAAUCAUUAGCAAGUGAAAUUCUACAAAAAACAAAUAUUAGUAAACUUUUGAUUGAUGUUGAAGAUAAAUUAAUUAGAAAGAAAUAUCUUGUAGCGAAACUGACUCAUGUUGAAACGACUGAAGAUCUUAAACUGUCACUUGUUCGUGAUUAUCUUGAUCUUGGUCAAAAAGAACGUUUAUUACCUAUUUUACAUGAUAAAGUUAAAUAUGGAAUUUUUCUUGAUCAAUUUUCAGCUAAUCUUUUAUUAAAUGCAUUUUUACUUGAAAAAAAAUACAAAGGUAAAAAUAAAUUGAGUUUUGUUUUUGUUAUAUAGAAAAUCCUAAAAUAGAAGCUGCACAAGUUUGUAUAGAUCUGAUGUUACAAGAU
Molecule: messenger RNA, 410 nt
Organism: Rotaria sordida
Lineage: Eukaryota; Metazoa; Rotifera; Eurotatoria; Philodinida; Philodinidae
Source: the annotation of a GenBank genome assembly